Molecule: messenger RNA, 2551 nt
Organism: Lactuca sativa (garden lettuce)
Lineage: Eukaryota; Viridiplantae; Streptophyta; Magnoliopsida; Asterales; Asteraceae
Product: G-type lectin S-receptor-like serine/threonine-protein kinase At2g19130
Biological process (GO): protein phosphorylation; recognition of pollen
Molecular function (GO): ATP binding; protein serine/threonine kinase activity
Source: RefSeq, a predicted model, not a curated record
CUGAGCAUACUAAGUAAGCAUGAUUGUAAUUCCUUCUCAGCUCUUUUUCUUUUUGUCUUUGUUUUCCAUUCCUUCUCUCUCAUCAGGAGCUAAUAAUAUUUUAGCUGUGAAUCAAUCUCUCACUGGGAACCAGACCCUUGUCUCUCCUGCAGAAAUUUUUGAAUUGGGUUUCUUUAAACCAGGUCAGUCUCCCAACUAUUACAUAGGAAUUUGGUACAAGAACAUCAGAACAACUUCUGAAACUGUAGUCUGGGUAGCAAAUAGAGAGACACCCAUCUCCGAUGCAUUCUCUUCUAAAUUACAAAUUGUCAAUGCUAACUUAGUGCUCUUAAACGAGUCAAACACCCAAAUUUGGUCUACAAAUAUAACCCCUACACCUACACCCACAACAUCUGCAUUAUCAGUAGUUCUUCUUGAUGAUGGUAAUUUAGUUUUGAGAUAUAAUUCGAGUUCAAGUUCAACCACACCAAUUUGGCAAAGUUUUGAUCAUCCAACCAAUACUUUCUUGCCUGGUGGCAAGUUUGGAUACAACAAGCGAACAAACACAAAGCAGAUUAUCACUUCAUGGAAAAGUACAGAAGAUCCUUCAAUGGGUCCCUUUUCUUUGGAGUUUGACCAAGAUGAGAAACAGUAUGUGAUUAAAUGGAAUAGAAGUGUAGAGUAUUGGACUAGUGGAUCUUGGAAUGGUAGAAUCUUUAGCGCUGUACCCGAAAUGAGUUUGAAUUAUAUCUAUAACUUCAGCUACGUUGACAAUGAAAACGAGAGUUAUUUUACAUAUUCUUUAUAUAAUCCAUCAUAUAUUUCAAGAUUUAUCAUACAUUUCUCAGGGCAGGUUCAGCAGCUGUCAUACUUGGAAACUACCGAGCAGUGGAAUUUAUUUUGGUCUCAACCUAGAAUGCAGUGUGAGGUCUAUGCUUUGUGUGGGGCUUUUGGGAUUUGCAGCCAAUCUGGAUUACCUUUCUGUAAUUGCUUGACUGAUUUUGAGCCAACAUCAGAGAGUGAUUGGAAUCAGAGUGACUUCUCCGGUGGGUGUGUGAGAAAAACCGAUUUGCAGUGUGGAAGAAUUGCUGAAAAGCCUGAUUUUCUCAUGAUUACAGUAGAGAAACUGCCUCCACAUAACUCUGUGGCAUUUGGGGGAGCCGAAGAAUGUCAUACCACCUGUCUAAACAAUUGCUCCUGUAAUGCUUACGCUUUUGUCGAUAAUCAAUGUUCAGUUUGGAAUGGAGAUCUCUUGAACCUCUUGGAAGACAAUGGCAGAGGGAAAACAAUCUAUGUCAAAGUUGCUUCUAAAGAUCUUCCACAUCACAAGAAGAGUAAUUCAGUCAACAUGGGUGCUGUUGUGGGGUUUGUAGGAGGUGUGGUUUUUGUUUUGGGUGUAAUUUUGGUCUUGAUCUUUAGAAAAAAGAGGAUAUCAUUAUCGGUGGGUAAGACGAGAAUGGAGGGAUCAUUGGUGUCAUUUGUCUACAAAGAUUUACAAAUUGCCACAAAAAGAUUCUCAGACAAAUUGGGAGAAGGUGGGUUUGGCUCUGUUUUCAAGGGGGUACUGCAUGAUUCGUCGAUUGUGGCAGUGAAAAAGCUGGAAAGCAUCAGCCAAGGAGAGAAACAGUUCAGGAGUGAAGUCAGCACAAUCGGUACUAUCCAACACGUUAAUCUUGUACGCCUUCGUGGGUUUUGUGCUCAAGGUAACAAUAAGCUGUUGGUGUAUGAUUACAUGACAAACGGUUCUCUGGACACCCAUCUUUUCCAUGGAAAGCAAGUUCUAAACUGGGAAACGAGGUAUCAGAUUGCACUUGGAACUGCAAGAGGCUUGGUUUAUCUUCAUGAGAAGUGCAGAGACUGUAUCAUUCACUGUGACAUAAAGCCAGAAAACAUUCUUUUAGAUGCCGAAUUCUGUCCGAAAAUUGCAGAUUUUGGUCUGGCAAAGCUUGUUGGUCGAGACUUUAGUAGGGUUUUGACAAGUACAAGGGGGACAAUAGGAUAUCUUGCACCAGAAUGGUUAUCAGGGGUGGCUAUCACAGCCAAAACAGAUGUUUAUAGCUAUGGAAUGAUGCUUUUUGAAUUGGUUUAUGGUAAGAGAAAUGCAGAAGCAUCUGAAGAUUCAAGGAGUAAAUACUUCCCUGGUUUGGUUGCAAAUGUUCUUAUACAUGGAACUGAUAUCCUUAGCGUACUAGACAGCAGGUUAAACAGGGAAGCUUGUGUUGAAAAAGUGACAAAAAUAUGCAAAGUUGCGUGUUGGUGCAUCCAAGAUGAGGAAGAAAGAAGGCCCACCAUGAGUAUGGUGGAACGUAUUCUUGAAGGUGUUUUGGAUGUGGACAUGCCUCCGAUACCCAAGAUCUGUGACUAUUAUUGUUGAUUGAUAGCACAUACAUUGUAGUCAGUCACAUUGGAUGUGCUGAUUUCCAGUCCAAGACUUAUACUCUUCAAGGCAAUUAAUUCCCUUUAUUUUCCAUGUUAUAUUAAAUAUUAGACAUAAUAUCGUUGUAAAAUAAAUGAGUCGGUGAUCUCUUAACCUUUCAAAUAAUAAGCCGGUUGGUUGGUACUGAAGUGAAAA